GCCCGCGGAGGAGCAGCCGGGCCGGCGGGGCCGGGAGGCUCGGCAUGACGCGAACGGGACAGCUGGGGAGAGUGCUGCUGUCCGCUGUGUAUCUCAACUCUGGAGCCCCUCUCCACCUGGGGUGGAGGAAGUACCAAGCCAGUAUCAGAGUCAGCGAAGAGCCCUGACAAAGAGGGGACACCAUAUGCCACAGUCCCUAGAAAACUCAGGAGCAACUGGAGCUUUGGCAGGUCUGGGCUGGCCAGGAGCUCAAGGCCUCCCAGCAUCUGUUCCCUCCUGCUCACCUGUGCCCCACCCCACUCUGCCCAGAAGUGCACGAGUCCAAGCCGCCUCCAUGGCCCCGGGAAAGAUUCAGGGGAGAAGCCCCAGACAGGGAGCCACUCCAUCCAGACACCGCAGCCAGAAUGGAGCUGACUGAUCUGCUCCUCGUGGUCCUACUUCUCCUAACUGCAAGACUAACUCUGUCCAGCACGGCUCCUCCUGCCUGUGACCCUCGACUCCUAAAUAAACUGCUGCGUGACUCCCAUGUCCUUCACGGCCGACUGAGCCACUGCCCAGACGUCAACCCUUUGUCCACACCUGUCCUGCUGCCAGCUGUGGACUUUAGCCUGGGAGAAUGGAAAACCCAGACGGAGCAGACCAAGGCACAGGACAUUCUUGGAGCAGUAACUCUUCUACUGGAUGGAGUGAUGGCAGCAAGGAGACAGCUGGAACCUACCUGCCUCUCGUCCCUCCUAGGACAGCUGUCUGCACAGGUCCGCCUCCUGCUUGGGGCCCUACAGGGCCUCAUUGGAACCCAGCUUCCUCCACAGGGCAGGACCAUAGCUCACAAGGAUCCCAAGGCCAUCUUCCUGAGCUUCCAACAACUGCUCCGAGGAAAGGUGCGCUUCCUGCUGGUUGUAGAAGGUCCCACUCUGUGUGUCAGGCGGGCCCUGCCCACCACAGCUGUCCCAAGCAGCACCUCUCUACUCCUCCUCACACUGACCAAGCUCCCAAACAGAACAUCUGGAUUGUUGGAGACAGACUUCGGUAUCUCAGCCAGAACUACUGGCCCCGGACUUCUGAACAGGCUACAGGGAUUCAAAGCCAAGAUUCCUGGUCUGUUCAAUCAAACCUCCAGGUUCCAAGACCAAAUCCUGGGAUACCCAAACAGGACCCACGGACCCUUGAAUGGAACUCAUGGACUCUUUACUGGAGCCUCACCCGGGACCCUAAAAGUCCCAGACAGCCCACCAGGAACUUUGGACACAGGCUCCCUGACACUCAGCCUCCAGACUGGAUAUUCUCCUACCCCAACCAAUCCUCCUGCUGGACAGUACACACUCUUCUACCCUUCACCCACCUUGCCCACUCUUGGAGCUCCACCACAGCUCAGGCACCACCCCCUGUUUCCUGACCCUUCGACUAUCAUGCCCAACUCUACUGGUCCCCUUCCAACCACAGCAUAGCCUCACUCCCAGAACGUCCCAGGACGGUAAGGGUCACGGGCACUGCCAGCAUGAGCAGGGUCUCUCAGGCACACACCCUUCCCCGGGAGAGGCCCUGAGAGAUGACCGCAGCUGUAUCAGAUGUCCUGCUCUCACCUGAAACCCAAGCCCAGCUAAAGGGGACACACAGGACAGGAAAGGGGCUGGUUUUCCCUGUGUAAAUCAUAAAGCAUCAGCUGGUUUUCUCAGGAGCUAUUUUUUAAGCUAUCAGUAAUAUUCAUAAGAGCAGCUAGUUAUCUUUGGUUUAGUUCAGCAUAAAUUUGCAAAUUACUAAUUCUGUAUUAUUUUUCAUAUGAUAAAUCUGCAAAGGUUAGACUGGCCUGACCUUUGAGCAGGAGUAGAGACUAAUCUUGUUUCAGAAAACAGAAAAGUUUCCUUUGCUUCAAGUUUAAGACCCUCCAAACCCCCCAUUCCUUUCACUAUCAUUCUCAAUGGGACUGUUUGGUCAUCUCUUCUUUCCCUAUGUAAUAGAUAAAAUUGAGCCUGCAAAAAAAAUAAUAAUAAUAAAUCAGAGCACUCAAACGCUAGAUUAAAAGAAAGGGAAAGAUGUUCUUCACAGAGGCAACAGAACCCCUGGACCCCACCACCCAAGAAAGCUAACAGGAAGCCUAGGGAGACCUUCCACACCUCAGGUAAGGCUGUGCAGACAGUUCGGUGAAGACAAGACCUGGAUGUGGCAGCUGAACAAACAGCAAGAGCAUUGGCAGCCCAGCAGGGGCUUCACCAGGCCCAGGCUCCUGCUUCCCUCCUGUGGAGGUCAAGAGAAGUGCAGGAAGUGGCCAAAGGCCAGCCCCGGGCUCACCCCAGCAGGAGAACAAGUACAAGCCCAGAGGAAGGCUCACUUCCCACCUGCCACAAGACCGUCCCUGUGUGACCACCCUAAUCUCUGCUAGUGGGGCCCCUAACACAAAAGCAGGCUUCUGGAGCUUUGUAAAUAAGCAUUUCCUUGGUGCUGGAUAUGAGGUUUGUGUUGCAAUGAAACAAAAACUUCUUUAAGGUCAACAAGGGUCUUGUAAAAAGAACUAAUAAGCAUUUUCCUUUUUCCCAUCCCAAAGGUAAGGAGGAAAGGCUACCAUAUAGGUAGAGAAGCCAGGAUCCCAGAACGCCAAAUACUGCCAAAAAAUAAAAAAUAAAAAAGCAAGGGAAAGAUGUUCUCCUUCAAGGAGUAGAUUCUCCCAGGCUCCAUUUCCCACAGAACUAUGUAAAAGUAGGUAUUAUCCAUCUCUAUUUUACAGAUGAAGAAAGUAAGACUUCAGAAAGCCAGGUGAGUUCCCAAUCUUAAAUAGCCUGAGUAGGAAAAGAAUCACCCUAGUCUGAUUCACUCUCAAAGCCGUAAUCUCCAGUGUGGUGCACUAUGUAACAUAUCAUUCAGUGAUUCUAUUUAAUGCAAAAGAUUCCCAAGUCUUAAGGAAGUAAAUACACCAACUGUUGAAGAGUUCUGAGUAGAAAACCAAAGCUCAAGCCGGGCAUGCCCAGUGCUUGGGAGGCAGAGGUAGGAAGAUCACUUGAGUUUGAGGGCAGCCUGGGACAACAAAGUAAGUUUCAAGUUGGACUGGACUAGAGUGAGACUCUACCUCAAGAAAAAUAAAAAAUAAAAAUUUUAAAAUCUGGUGAAAUACAUAAAACUACUUUUGGCCGGAGGAGAUUGCUGGGUGGUUAAAGGCACUUGUUUGCAAAGCCUACUGGCUCUGGUUCAAUUUCCUAGUACCCAAAUAAAGCCAGAUGCACAAUGUGGCACAUGCAUCUGGAGUUCCUUUGCAGUGGU
Messenger RNA from Jaculus jaculus (lesser Egyptian jerboa), 3252 nucleotides. RefSeq names its product thrombopoietin (gene Thpo). Lineage: Eukaryota; Metazoa; Chordata; Mammalia; Rodentia; Dipodidae. The record is from RefSeq and is a predicted model, not a curated record. Gene Ontology annotation, molecular function: cytokine activity; hormone activity. The coding region runs from base 405 to 1448 and encodes 347 amino acids. Gene Ontology annotation, cellular component: extracellular region. The transcript is spliced from 8 exons. Gene Ontology annotation, biological process: thrombopoietin-mediated signaling pathway; cell population proliferation; positive regulation of ERK1 and ERK2 cascade.